Messenger RNA from Teleopsis dalmanni, 3869 nucleotides. RefSeq names its product zinc finger protein 236 (gene dati). Bases 364 to 3633 code for a protein of 1089 amino acids. Gene Ontology annotation, cellular component: nucleus. Gene Ontology annotation, biological process: regulation of transcription by RNA polymerase II. Lineage: Eukaryota; Metazoa; Arthropoda; Insecta; Diptera; Diopsidae. Gene Ontology annotation, molecular function: DNA-binding transcription factor activity, RNA polymerase II-specific; RNA polymerase II transcription regulatory region sequence-specific DNA binding. The transcript is spliced from 7 exons. The record is from RefSeq and is a predicted model, not a curated record.
UCGAAACGAUUAUUGGCUGAAGUAUUGAACAUAUGUAUUAAUGAAACUAACUUAAAAAUCUAAAUGAAAAUCAAGUCACGUAAAAUGCUAUUUAGUGAGUCUUUUGAUGAAACUACAAAUAAGACAUAAACAGUUUUUGACUAGGAAAUAAGAUAGCAUAUAGCAAAGAAAAUCUUAAUUAAAUCUAAAAGAAAUACCUUAACUAAAAUCCGUAGAAGAAGUAAUUUCGUGUAAAGACAUAAAUGAAUUGCAUACAUAGACACCAAAAUUAUCUUUGCUGAAUGGAGUGCUGACAGAUGAGUUUAGUAAUUGACCAGCGACUGUGAUUCGAUAAAAAUAACAUUAAAUAGUGCCACGCAUUAGAUGCAAAUGACUACAGAAAUACAACAAAAAGAGCAGCACCAGCACUAUCAGCAGUCGCAACAUUACCAACUAAAAAGUCAACCUUUUAAAAUGGAUGCUGAUUUUUGGCAACAGGCACGUGGACCAUUUGGCAUUCAUGCGGCUGCAGCAGUAGCCACAAAUCAAUUACAACAACAUCAUCAUUAUCAACAGCACCAACACUCAAAUCAUCCACAUCAAGUGCAACAACAAUUGCAACAACAGCAACCUGACCUCCGACACAACAAUCAAUUGCAACACCAUAGCAUUCAGCAACAAAGUGAACAAAGUCAUCAUUUGUUGUUUAAUGCUGCCGCCGCAGCAGCAGCAGCAGCUCAUCUAAGCGGAGUUGCCAAGUCCAACGAACUGCAAAGCAACUGCGCCAAUCGAGAUGCAGUUAUUAUCAACAAACAUGAAAGUAAUGAGCGCAUAUCGCCAGAAAAACAAGACCCAAUGCUAAUCACAAGCAACCAGCAGCAACACCAAAAGUUCCAAACUAAUCUUUCCGGAACAUCGACCAGCAGCACUGGCAGCCUACAGCAGCAUUUGCAACAACAACUCCAACACCAGCUUCAAAGUCAUCAACACAACAUCAGUGAUUCUGGAGGUGAAAAAAAUAACUCACUUAACGAAAGCGUUAAGCACGAGCAAAUAAAAAAUCGUCAAUCAGGGUUUAAUAUUAAUUCUAAUGAAUUGCAAAUGCAGCAGCUUUCGCAACAGCAGGAGCAUUCUCUACUGCUGCCAACACCUGCACCCGAAACCUCCACUUUACCAGCAAUACUAACGCAACAGCAGCACAAACAACAUCAAGAACAACAACAACAACACCAACAAAAGCAGCAGCAGCAACUUCGACCAACAACCCCGCCACUUCAAGUCAGUACGUUAACACAUCCACCAUCGCAAUCUCCGCAACAAUCACUAACACCCUCCGGUAGUAGCUCAACGCCCGACAUCAAAUUCAAUAGCGAAAAAUUAGUUAACGAAAUUCAGCUUCAACUGUCCCGUUCCAACAGCACUGCAGCCAUUAGUGAGCGAACCUUAGAAGAAUGUUGGUCAACCCUGCAACGAGUGAGUUGGCAUCUCUUCCGUUGUCUCUUUAUGCACAAAAGCGCAAUGCAACAAAUACAACAAAUUCCUCGAGUCGGACUCGGUCCAACUGGUCCUGGCAGUAUAAGUGGAGACAGUAAACCCCACCAAUGCCAGCAAUGUAUGAAGAGCUUUUCUAGCAAUCAUCAAUUAGUGCAGCAUAUACGCGUCCAUACGGGGGAGAAACCGUACAAAUGUUCAUAUUGCGAUCGAAGAUUUAAGCAAUUAUCACAUGUACAGCAACAUACACGUCUUCAUACAGGUGAGCGUCCAUACAAAUGUCAUUUGCCUGAUUGUGGGCGCGCUUUUAUUCAAUUAUCGAACCUCCAGCAACACUUAAGAAACCAUGACGCGCAGGUGGAGCGCGCUAAGAAUCGUCCGUUUCAUUGCAACAUAUGCGGAAAGGGAUUUGCAACAGAAUCAAGUCUAAGGACACACACUUCUAAGGAGCUUCAGCUACACCUUGGUGUCUUGCAGCAACAUGCCGCAUUAAUUGGUGGACCAAAUGCCACUUCCUGUCCAGUUUGCCAUAAGUUAUUCUUGGGCACUGAAGCACUUAUGGAACACAUGAAGCACGCACACAAGGACAAAAGCCCAUCAAAUAUCUCUACAUCAAAUGAUCCGUUUCUAGCAAAGCGACGGUCUGCUAAUCAUCCUUGUCCGAUAUGUGGAAAACAUUACGUUAAUGAAGGUUCUUUAAGAAAACAUUUGUCUUCUCAUGAAACAUCACAAUCUCUCCGUAUGUGGCCAUGCUCUGUCUGUCAAGCGGUGUUUACCCAAGAAAAUGGUCUUCUUACUCACAUGGAGCAUAUGCGAAUGGAUCCAAAGCAUCAAUUCGCUGCACAGUAUGUUUUAUCUAGAGCUGCAGCCGAACGUCGCGAACGUGAUUCAAUAUUUGUAGCCACACUUGCAGCAACUGCAAACAGUGGAAAUUUAGGAACGAAUAAUUCUUCAUCAAUACUUCCACUAAUAAAUGAAGCAGGUGGUGAAUCGAAUUCCUUAUGUCAUUCGCCUUCAGUAAAUUCGGAAUGCUCAUCAAAUGGUCGAAUUUCGUCUUCAUCGACAUCAGAUCAAGAAAAUGGGGAAAAUAAUAUAAAUAAUAAUAACAAUAAUAAUAAUAAUAACAGCGUAACCAAUAAUAAUAAUACUAAUAAUAUUAAUAACAACAACAAAAUAAAUAACAUGGUUAGUUCAAGCCAUAGUCACCUUUCAACGCAAUAUAGUACAGAUAAUGAAAUGCAAGUUACCAAUAGAAUGUCAUUAAUGGCCGCCGCAUCAGCUGCAGCCUCAGCUAUUAAUGUGGAUACUUCUGUUAACCCUUCAACUGGUUCUGCGGCAGUACAAGCUGCUGUAGUGAACUUGGCGGCAGCAAUGCGAAUUAACCAGCAAAAUACCGUCGCAAAUAGCAGUAAUGUAGGAAGAGAUAAUAAUGCUGAUCACAAUUUAGAAAGUAAUUUAGUCAACACGUUAAACAAUUCAUCAAUUCAGCAUCAGCAACAAAAUUUGCAGCCAAAUAAUCAAGAUGCAAAUACAAACCUAAACACACAAAAUACUUCACCUGUUAAUAUGUCCACAGAACAUUCUACUUCAGCAGUUAGUGCAGUUAUGGCAAUGACAGCGAUGCGUGAUACAAUGAUGCUUACCAAUAUGGGCAGUAGUAUGCAUCAGCACAUCGAAUCCCUAACUCAUCAACAACAUUGUAAUAAUUUGACUCCAAAUCACACAUAUGCUCCACCAGUAAUCCCAACACAUCAACCGUCACAGCAAUCACUCCAUCCACACGUACAUCAUACUCAACAUCACAACCAUCAGCUGAGCCAAUUGCAUCAUCCCAGUAAUUCUCCGGAAACGGCUUUACGUAUGCAACAACAAGCUGAAGCGAUUCUGCGAUCCCACACCGAAGCAGCUUUUCGUCUAGCUGCAACGGUUGCUAAUGGCGUUGGAAAUACUGCAACUGGUACAACCAAUUUAUCAAACUCCAACAACACUAACAGUUCAGUUAAAGUUGAAAGUCAUCAGCACCAACAACAGCAUUCAUCCGGAAAUUCUAUUUCUGAUUUAACUAUUCAACAUCACCAAGCUCAGCAACAAAGUGCGUCAAACUCUCAAAUUCAGCAACAACCACACAAUCAUCCACCUAAUUUGCCGCACCACACUUCGUGAGAGCCACUUAUGAAUUAAAAAUGACAUAAUUAAUGCUCUGUGUUUUUCGACCAAGAAGCACUGCAAAAGAUUUUUACAAGAUUUGAAACUUCAGGUACAAAUGGCAAUUGUCAGCUCUGACUUAAAAUAAUUACAUAGCUGACAUAUAUUAGUUUUAUUUUAAUAAAAAUUUACUUUAUUUUCACGCAAACCAUUCAAGUAACUUCCAUUAUAAAUUGCAAAAUCUAGAUCCUCAG